Messenger RNA from Mytilus trossulus (common blue mussel), 1639 nucleotides. Its product is annotated as glycine, alanine and asparagine-rich protein-like. The transcript has 3 exons. The coding region runs from base 357 to 1586 and encodes 409 amino acids. The record is from RefSeq and is a predicted model, not a curated record. Lineage: Eukaryota; Metazoa; Mollusca; Bivalvia; Mytilida; Mytilidae.
CAAAAUUACCAGAGGUUAAUUUCGGACAACCGAGCUGUUAAUUAAAUACAAUAUCAUAAUGAUUGAGCAAGAUAUUGGAUUUUUCGUCACACGAAAAAGUUUUUUUUAGUUUGUACUUAAAUAAUGUUUCAGCAAUUUUAGACGGUAAAAGACAUACACACAGUUAUAUAUUUGUGUUCCGGGUGUAUUAUAAUUGAAAUCUAAGGAAUCAGUGCAUCACGUCGUGACGAAUGAUCUCACUACUUCCUAUACUCAUAAGUUAUCAAUCAUAUAAUGACAUACAUGGGUGAUUAGAACAUCAAACAUCUUCACAGACGAAACACCAUUCAACUAUAAGAUCAAAAUUUGAGACAAAGAUGAAGAUAUGGAUAACACCCGUUUUAACCUUGGUGUAUGUUGCUUUGGUAACAUGCCAAAAUGCCGGUAACAAUUUUGGAAAUUUUGGAGGCACAGGAAUGAAUAUGGGUACAAAUUCAGGCCCGACAUUUGGAAAUACACAAACUUUUCCCACAGGCUUAAAUACAAUGGGAGCAAAUCAAAACUCCAUGGCCAGUAUGAACCAAAAUUCUUUUGGAAUGCCUCAGAAUUCAUUUGCUAAUUCUCUAGGAACAGCAACUUCUCUAACUUCAAAUCCGUCAUUAACCGUUGGCUCUGGAGGAUCCCUAACCCCUGAUCAACGAUUUCUUAGUGUUGCUAGACUUCAGCCAACCGGACCAGCUCGACCUUCUGCCGCAGGCCCAGGUGCAGCACCUAAUGCUGGUGGUGGAUUUCAGUCAUUUGAUCCUUUCUCAAAUCAAGCAGGACAGGGACCACCUGGUGCAGGAGGCUUCACAAACCAAGGACAAGACUUCACAAACCAGGGACAAGGCUUCACAAACCAGGGACAAGGGUUUACAAAUCAAGGACAAGGGUUUCAAAACCAAGGACAAGGAUUUCAAAAUCAAGGACAAGGAUUUACAAAUCAGGGACAAGGAUUUACAAAUCAGGGGCAAGAUUUCUCAAAUCAAGGACAAGGAUUUGGAAAUCAAGGGGGUAACCAAGGAAAUGGAUUCGGAAAUCAAGGUGGUAACCAAGGAAAUGGAUUCGGAAAUCAAGGUGGUAACAAUCAAAAUAGCUUUGGACUAGGAGAUGGAGCAGAUUUUUUUAAUGAUAAUAAUGUACAAAAUUUGCAACAGAACAACAAUAACAACAAUCAACCUUUUGGACAACAAGGUGGACAAUUUGGUGCAAUGGGUGGAUUUGCCAGAGGACCAAUGAUGGGAGGUCCCCUGUUUGCGGGAUCACCAUUUCAGACAGUUGGUGGGUUUUCAGACUUUGGCGGAGGAUCUGGGUUUGCAUCGCCAUUUAGCCCAUUUGGAGGAAACAUGGGAACAUCUUUUGACCAAUUUAGUAGUCCUUUUGGCGGAUCGUCUUUUUUUGCUGGUGCUCCAUCAUUUGGUGGAAUGGGCGGCGGCUUACCUGGAUUUGGUGGGUCCAGCUUUGGUGACGGAUUUGGUGGGUCUGGCUUUGGUGGCGGAUUUGGUGGGUCUGGCUUCGGUGGUGGUCCAAUAUUUUUGGAUGGAGGCGGUAUGUUUGGAAAGAAGUAACUGUUACGCCAAAGAUUUAGAAAAGAUUAGAAAAUACAUUUCUUUUAUAUUUU